This is a messenger RNA of Cutaneotrichosporon cavernicola, 486 nucleotides long. RefSeq lists its product as uncharacterized. NCBI's taxonomy places the organism in Eukaryota, Fungi, Basidiomycota, Tremellomycetes, Trichosporonales, Trichosporonaceae. The record is from RefSeq and is a predicted model, not a curated record. The coding region runs from base 1 to 486 and encodes 161 amino acids. The transcript has 3 exons.
AUGGGCCACGUCGACCCCCACACCAUCAAGAUCAUCCCGGCUGCCGCCAAGCGCUUCAUGAGCGCGCCGCGGUACGCUGUUGUCGGACGUGUGCUCCAGGACCCGGCCAAGUUUGACAACAAGCUCAUCCGUUGGUACCAGGAGCGCAAGAUGAACGUGACGCCCGUGCGUCCCGCGUCGGACCGGUUCGACAACUCGAAGCCCGUCGAGGGCCUCAGCGUCGUCGAGUCGCCUCUCGCCCUCCCCGACCUCCGCAACACGUCGCUCUCGAUGAUCAUCUCGCCCAAGCUCGGCUACGACUUCCUGAAGCAGCUGUACGCCGACCCGGCCAAGAAGCCGCACAGCAUGUGGUUCCAGCCGGGCGCUGAGAACGACGAGAUCGAGGCCUUUAUCAAGGAGCACAACCUCUCUGACGAGAUUGUGAUCGGCGGCCCCUGUGUGCUUGUUCACGGCGACGAGGCGCGCCAGCAGGCCGGUAAGGCGUAG